This is a messenger RNA of Arabis nemorensis, 894 nucleotides long. The record is from the annotation of a GenBank genome assembly. Lineage: Eukaryota; Viridiplantae; Streptophyta; Magnoliopsida; Brassicales; Brassicaceae.
AUGGAAGGAGGAGAAGAAGAAGUGAGUAUUAGAGAGCUAGCUUCGAAUCUCUCUACGUACAAAGAGCAACUCGAACAGGUUAGGCAGCUUUUGUCGGAAGACCCUAGAAACUUGGAAUAUGCAGACAUGGAAAAGGAGCUUAAAGAGGUGAUUGCAUUGACUGAGGAACUUCUUGCAACUGCGAAGCAAAAUGAGAUUUCUCUAUCAGAUGCUGGAGCAACUGCUGGAUCACCCAAUUUACCAGAGGGUACUUGGGGGAAAUUGGAUUCAAGGAAUGACCCAAUUCAUGAGGGUAAGUUCCCUGUUGGAACAAAAGUUCAAGCUGUCUUUAGUGAAGAUGGCGAAUGGUAUGAUGCGACCGUUGAAGCACAUACUCUAAAUGGAUACUAUGUUGCCUAUGAUGAGUGGGGAAACAAGGAAGAGGUUGAUCCAGAUAACGUGAGACCAAUAGAGCACAAUGCUCUCUUGGAAGCUGAGAGAAUAGCUGAAGCUACCAAAAAUGCUCUCAAAAGAAAGAUUGAGCAAGCUGCGAGUUCUGAUUAUCAGUCUAAAACUUUACCAGCAAAGCUUAAGAUCGAUCCUAAUGAUCCCGAGGAUGUGAAAAUUGCAAAGCGUAAGAAGAUACAUGCUUUCAAGUCAAAGGCGAGGCAGGAGCAACUCGAGGUUGUACAGAACAAGAAACAGAAUGCGUGGCAACAGUUUCAGACAACAAAAGCCAAAACUAAAAAGGUAGGGUUCUUCACAGGGAGGAAGAAAGAAAGUAUUUUCAAAUCUCCAGAGGAUCCGUUUGGAAAAGUUGGUGUGACCGGAAGUGGUAAAGGUUUAACAGAUUUCCAAAAGCGAGAGAAGCAUCUUCAUCUCAAGUCUGGUAAUGGUGAGGGCACUGAUGAAUGA